ACUGCACUGAUGGAAGUUAAAUCCUAUGAAAUAGAUGUGGUAGUGGCACCCACCUGAAUGAAGUCAAAGUGAGUAAAAUACUGCUUUGGCGCCAUCUGCUGGGCACAGCUGCAGAUGAGCAAAGAUGACCAAACCGGAAGCGGAAACGUAAAGGCUAGCUUGUGGUUCCACGUGCAGCAGAAUUUUAGUCACAGUGCCAGAACCAUAGUCAUGCAAUGAAGCGCCCAGGGUUAAAGAAAGCAAGUAAACGUGUGUCUUGCUCCAAACGUUACAAAAUACAGAAAAAGGUCCGGGAACACAACAGAAAACUAAAAAAAGAUGCAAAAAAGAAAGGAGUAGGCAAAAAAGCGAAAAAGGAUAUUGGAGUUCCCAACAAAGCACCCUUCAAAGAGGAUAUUCUGAGGGAAGCAGAACAGAGGAGGUUAAAGCUUGAAGAAGAAAAAGAGAAAAAAAAGUUGGCCAAGCAACAACAACGGGCUCAGAAGAGAAAGAAGGAAAACGCUGCCAGUAGUGAUGGAGACUGCAAAGUGAAGAAAGCUAGAAAGGAGUUACCGUCACAGGAGGACCUUGUGAAACAGAUGGUGAAACAAAGUGACCCAAGGAAUUCAAAAAAGCACUUUUGUUCAGAAUUAAACAAGGUGAUCGAUGCCUCUGAUGUUAUAAUUGAAGUCCUAGAUGCCAGAGAUCCCCUUGGCUGCAGGUGUCCACAGCUAGAGGAAGCUGUACUGAAGAGGGUUGGAAACAAGAAGCUACUAUUCCUGUUGAACAAAAUAGAUCUUGUCCCUAAAGAGAAUGUGGAGAAGUGGCUGCAGUGUCUUCAGCUUGAGUUCCCAGCUGUGGCGUUCAAGGCGUCUACACAACUACAGGAUAAAACAGUGCAAGAGAAGAAGGCUAGGUUUGCAACUCUUAAUGGAGUAGUAGACCAGACCAAAGGAGUGGCUUGUUAUGGCAGCGGCUGUCUUCUCCAGCUCCUGGGAGACUUUGCAAAUGGGACAGGGAGAGAGGGCUCAGUAAAAGUGGGCUUAGUCGGGUUCCCCAACGUGGGGAAGAGCAGUCUGAUCAACAGCCUGAAAGGGAUGAGGGCCUGUAAUGCAGGAGUCCAGAGAGGGAUCACCAGGUGCUUCCAAGAUGUCCACAUCUCUAAAAAUGUCAAGAUGAUUGACAGCCCAGGGGUAGUGGCGGCCCAGUCUAACCCAAAAGCUGCCAUGGCGCUGAGGAGUCUCCAGGUGGAGGACAAGCAGGAGACUGUUCUAGAGGCCGUCAGGACCCUGCUCAAACAGUGCAACAAGCAACAGGUAAUGCUUCAGUACAAUGUUCCAGACUUCAGAAACUCGUUGGAGUUUUUAUCCUUUUUUGCCAAGAAACGUGGAUUUCUGCAGAAGGGUGGAGUCCCUAACACAGAGCUGGCUGCCUCUACCUUCCUCAGUGAUUGGACAGGGGCAAAGCUGAGUUAUCACUGCAAAGCCCCUGAGAAGCUAAGCCUUCCCUCAUACCUCUCUGAAGACAUUGUAACAGAGAUGCAGAAGGGCUGGGACUUGGACAAGCUGAGGAAGAGCAACGAGGAGACUCUAAGAAGUGUAAAGUUCCCAAACCAGGCCAGCAGCAUUGUCCUCCUGUCUAAAGGCCCCACUGCCGGAGUGCUGAGUGACAGUGACGUGGUUGAGGACAAACCUGCUCAAGGGCCCACUGAGGAGAUGGAGGGUAGCUGUGCGAACCAAGAGGAUGAUGGGGUUGAAGAGGUGUCUGAUGCAGAUGAAACGGAUGAACCACAGAUAAAGACACCAGUCACAAAAGAACCAGCCAAAGUGAGGUUCCAGGUUCCUGUCCCAGUCAACAUUCUCUCCUCAGUGCAGACAGAUGAUGCCUAUGACUUCAACACAGAUUUUAAAUGAACAUCUAUGACCUUCUGGCUGUGUUUGACAGGCAGCCCAAUUCUGAUUUUGUUUUUUCACUAAUUGGUCUUUAAACCAAUCAGAUCAGCUCUGAGAAAAAUUUGAUGUGAUCAGUCAAAAUAACAAUUGGUGGAAAGAAUAUUAGAUUUGGGCUGCCUGUGUAAACGCAGCCUUUGUUUCUCAACGCUCUCAUAUCUUAACCUUACUAGCUGUACUGGCACCAUCUGAAGUUACUGUUUGAAGGCCUGUGUGUGUGGAUGUAACCUGUAAAAUUAGUUGGUAACAAUGUUUUGCCUUUUGAGUAAAGGCCCAGCGGUAAAUAGUUUAAGAUCUGUCAAUGUUCAUUGUGAAUUAUUGUAUAUAGCCUGAACACAAAUAAAUUGAUCCAUAUUUUGA
Messenger RNA from Salmo salar (Atlantic salmon), 2288 nucleotides. RefSeq names its product guanine nucleotide-binding protein-like 3. Gene Ontology annotation, cellular component: nucleolus. Gene Ontology annotation, molecular function: GTP binding. The record is from RefSeq and is a predicted model, not a curated record. NCBI's taxonomy places the organism in Eukaryota, Metazoa, Chordata, Actinopteri, Salmoniformes, Salmonidae.